AUGGCUUUUGUUAUUCCAGAGGCUGGUGACCCUUUGGGUAAUUCUUUAACAGCUCAUGCCACUAACAUACCAGGUUGCAUUACAUAUCCAGCAGUGGAAGAAGGGUCUACAUUCGAAAUCAAGCAUCACAUGUUGAGUAUUCUACCUACAUUUCAUGGGUUAUCAACCGAUGAUCCUAACAUGCACAUUGCAGAAUUUUUAAUGGGAUGCAAGAAUAUUUUGGUGAAAGGAUUCUCAGCUGAAUCUAUUAAGCUUCGUCUAUUUCCUUACACAUUGAAAGAUCAAGCAAGGAGAUGGCUCCUCACACUUCCAUCUGGAAGCAUUAGCACUUGGAACCAACUCAGUGAAAAAUUCUUAAACAAGUAUUAUCCAGCUUCAAAGACUCUCGACAUGAGAACUCAAAUUUUAUCUUUUGCCCAAAAACCAAAUGAAGAGUUUCAUGAGGCGUGGGAACGGUUUAAAGAGUUGAAUAGAAAAUGUCCACAUUCUGGUAUUAGCAGUACGGAUCAAGUGCAUAUAUUUUUCAGAGGGUUAAAUAUGACAACAAAAACUCUUGUCAACGCUUCAUGCGGAGGAUCAUACAAGGAUAAAAAUGCACAAGAGGCUUGUUUAUUAUUUGAAAAAAUGGCAGCAGAUACACAGCAAUGGGCAGUUGAGCAACCACAAUCAAGGUCUGUUUUUGAGAUAUCUAAUGGUUCUCCAUAUAUGUCGGCACAAAUUGAAAAAAUGGAGAAAAAGCUUGAAAGAUUUGAUGCAAAAUUUGACAUGUUAUUACAAAGAAUUCCAGGUUCACAGGUUGCUGUACAGCAACCUUUACCAGCUGCCUGUAGCAUUUGCAAUGUGACAACCCAUGAUUUUUUGAGCUGUCCGCAUAAAGAUGCUUAUCCGGAAUUUGCAGCGGAACAAGUUAAUGCAUUUAAUAAUUUUCAGCGUCCACGAUAUGACCCGUAUUCAAAUGUUUACAACCCGGGUUGGAGAGAUCAUCCUAAUUUUAAGUGGGACAGAGAUCAGCCUGCAAGGCCACAAUUUCAACAACAGGUACAGCAAACUGCUGCGCCUAAGGUUGCUUGGGAGGUUGCAAUUGAAAAAUUAGCAAAUGCCACCAGUCAAGAAUUCCAAAAUCUGCAGGCAACAGUGAAAAACAUAGAAAAACAAAUGGGGCAGAUUGCAUUCCAAGUUUCAGAAAGAGCACCAGGUACAUUUCCUAGCCAAACGGAACAUAAUCCAAGGGGAGGCGCAGAUUGUAAGGCAGUUCGAGUUCUACGUUCGGAUUCUACAGAGUCUAUGGGCAGAUCUGAAAACAGUGCAAAAAUUGCUGCAGAAACUGCAGAACGUGUUUAUGUGCCUCCAAUGCCUUAUCCCGAAAGGUUGAAGCCCAAAGUUAAAGAUCAACAGUUGACAGAUUUUAUGAAGACGUUGGCCAAAGUUCAGAUCAAUCUCCCAUUGAUUGAUGCAAUUAAGAACAUUCCAUCUUAUGCCAAGUUUUUAAAGGAUGUUUGCACAAAGAAAAAGAAGCUCGUGGAUUUUGAAAAAAGACUAGGACACGGAGAAAUCAAGCCUACAUCAGUUAUUCUACAACUGGCAGACCGUUCAGUUGCUUACCCUAGGGGAAUUAUUGAAGACCUCAUUAUUAAAGUGGAUAAUCUCUAUCUUCCUGCAGAUUUUGUGACCGUUAUGGCAACAGCUAGGACUUUAAUUGAUGUGGAAGCUGGAACAUUAACUUUACGAGUUCAAGACCAAUCUGUGGUUUUUAAUUUGUUUGAAGGAGCAAAACGUCCUGCUGAACAGCAGGAAUGUAUGCACAUUGAUGUGGUAGACAAUAUGGUUCAAGCCAGCUUUCAGGCAAGUUCAAAUAUAGAUAAGUUGCUCAGCAAGGGAAAAAGCGAAAAAACGGAAAUUGCAGUUAAAUGA
Molecule: messenger RNA, 1911 nt
Organism: Prunus armeniaca (apricot)
Lineage: Eukaryota; Viridiplantae; Streptophyta; Magnoliopsida; Rosales; Rosaceae
Source: the annotation of a GenBank genome assembly